UGGUUUUGUCAAAGAACAUUGAUGGUUUUGUCCAUUCGUAAACCCCGGUCCCCGGUUAUGCGUUCGUCCGGGAGCAAUACAUUGGGGUCUUUAAUGGAGCGCCUUUACAAAAGGACGAAAGGGCGCUGAAUCAGUAGGUGAUAGCAGCACCUUGUCGUUUCGUAUUAGUUUUCCUCCUUCAGCGGCCGUAAUGGACACGAACGCAAAGAUGCGUGAUCUCCUGGCAGAUAUAUCGAAGUUCAACGCACAGACAGCCGGUAGGGACAAAUUAUUUCGGCUCCUGCAGUACAGUAGUCGGUUCUUAUGGUACUGGCUGCAGAAAAAAUCAAAUCGAAGGGACACUGUGGCCCGCCUUCAGAACCUGGAGGUGACGUUCAGCUCGGGGCGAAGGCUGCUGCGGCUUGGACGCGUUGUGGGCGCACUUCAUGGUGCAACCCGCACAAUCAGCCUUUCAGAUGUGUCGCUGCGCCUCAGCCUGACCAUGGCCCGUAUUGGCAAUGCUUUUUACAUUUUGACGGACAACCUAGUUUGGCUUCACCAAGUUGGCUUGCUGACAUUGCGCCGGGAUGCCUGGAGCCGCACAAGCAAUAAGUUUUGGCUGCUGGCCAUCGUGGCUGCACUCAUACGCGAUCUGAUCGAGCUGUACCAGAUACUGCCAAUGCUCUUAACUGCACCAUCCAAAGGCAGCAGCCUGAGGAGCUCGCUUCGCAUUCUGUGGGCCUCGGCGAGCUUCCACAAGGCACUUCUGCUUGACCUGGUCAAGAACUUUGCAGACCUGUGGAUACCUUACACGGCACUGGGGCAUGCCAGACUUGAACCAGGGACAGUUGGGCUGCUGGGUGUUAUCUCCAGUGCAGCUGCUAUUUUGCCCAUGCUGGAUUCAACAUUUUCACUCAUCCCAGCGUGAAGUGUGCGUGUGACAGGUAUUUGCUCCUACAGAUGAAAGCAAAUAGUGGCUGUGGUUUGCCGAGUGGAACAUCUUCUGAAAAUGCUGAACUUCGGGACGUAACUUGCUGUUGCAAAUUGCAAUUUUGUGAAUGCGAAAUGACAGCUCCUCUUUUGUGGCAUUAUCUUCAGAAGUCAGAAACAUCGUAAAAAUAGUAGGUUCACCUGCUUUCCUGAAGGUACACAAUCAAUUAUGUUAUGCAUUAGUUGUUGCUCGUUUGUUAGCGCUGUCAGAUGGAAUAAAACCGCUUAUGUUAGGCU
Molecule: messenger RNA, 1206 nt
Organism: Dermacentor silvarum
Lineage: Eukaryota; Metazoa; Arthropoda; Arachnida; Ixodida; Ixodidae
Product: peroxisomal membrane protein 11A
Exons: 1
Coding region: 191-907 (238 amino acids)
Biological process (GO): peroxisome fission; regulation of peroxisome size
Cellular component (GO): peroxisomal membrane
Source: RefSeq, a predicted model, not a curated record